Messenger RNA from Drosophila gunungcola (fruit fly), 3556 nucleotides. RefSeq names its product probable beta-hexosaminidase fdl. Gene Ontology annotation, molecular function: beta-N-acetylhexosaminidase activity. Bases 553 to 2535 code for a protein of 660 amino acids. The transcript is spliced from 6 exons. The record is from RefSeq and is a predicted model, not a curated record. Gene Ontology annotation, biological process: glycosaminoglycan metabolic process; ganglioside catabolic process; carbohydrate metabolic process. Gene Ontology annotation, cellular component: membrane. NCBI's taxonomy places the organism in Eukaryota, Metazoa, Arthropoda, Insecta, Diptera, Drosophilidae.
AAAACGGUCAGUUGCCGAUUUUGUUUUUUGUUUUUUUGCAAUAAAUGUUUUCCCCGCACAACAAUUAACUACGCCAAUGGCAGAAACGGGAAGUGCAAUGGUUUAAUUAAUGUCCGAAUGUCUAGAGAACGGCAAACUGUACGGCAGACGUUUUUAAUGAAGUUUGUUCAAGUGCAGACCGAUUUUCCGCACUCGCAUACGCCGUCUCGCUCGCUCUCAUUGUCGUCGUGUGCACUUUGUGUAAAUUACAGCACAAAUAAGUUGAUUUCGAUUCGGAUGCCCAUGUUUAAAAUGUAAAGUCUGCCGACGCACAAUAGCAAAAGCAGUAUAGCAAAUAUAGACUGUUACUUAGGACCACACCUGCAAGUCGCACUCCUUGCCUAUAUGCUUAUCUUACCGCACCAGCAACACCCUAGAAUCGAGGCAAUAAGUACUACUUUCAUCACCGCACCCCGAAACCGUCUGUAAUUUGGUCCUGAAGAGGAAACACAGGAAAUAAGGACAUGCAAAGAGCAUUUCCAUCCGCAGUGUGGCCUACGUUAUCUCUAUAAGAUGUCCUUGGCUGUGUCGCUGCGCAGAGCUCUUCUGGUGCUGCUCUCCGGCGCCAUAUUCAUCCUGACGGUGCUCUACUGGAACCAAGGAGCCACCAAGGCACAGGCUUACAACGAGGCGCUGGAACGCCCCCACAGCCACCGCGAUGCCAAUGCCUUUCCCAUACCCGUCGAGAAGUCCUGGACUUACAAGUGCGAGAAUGAGCGAUGCAUGCGGGUGGGCCACCAUGGCAAGUCAGCCAAGCGGGUCUCCUUCAUCAGCUGCUCGAUGACGUGCGGGGACAUCAACAUUUGGCCGCAUCCCACCCACAAGUUUGUGCUCAGCUCGCAAACGCACAGCUUCUCCGUGGAGGAUGUCCAGCUCCAGGUGGACACGUCGCAUCGGGAGGUGCGCAAGCAGCUGCAGCUGGCCUUCGACUGGUUCCUCAAGGAUCUGCGGCAAAUCCAACGGCUUGACUACGUGGCCAGCUCAUCGGAGCCAACGGUCAGCGAAUCUUCAUCGAAGGCUCGUCGUCAUGCGGAUGAGGAACCCGCCGCCACGCUCUUCGGAGCCACCUUUGGCGUGAAGCAGGCUGGAGAUCUGACCAGCGUGCAGGUCAAGAUCAGCGUGCACAAGUCCGGAGACCUCAACUUUAGCCUGGACAACGAUGAGACCUAUCAGGUUACCUCCAAUACCGAUGGACACCGUCUGCAAGUGGAGAUCACUGCGAACUCGUACUUCGGAGCACGCCACGGACUGUCCACGCUGCAGCAGCUAAUCUGGUUCGACGACGAGGACCGCCUGCUGCACACGUACGCCAACAGCAAGGUGAAGGACGCGCCCAAGUUCCGGUACCGCGGCCUGAUGCUGGACACCUCUCGGCACUUUUUCUCGGUGGAGGCCAUCAAGCGGACGAUAGUGGGCAUGGGCCUGGCCAAGCUGAACCGAUUCCACUGGCACCUGACGGACGCGCAGAGUUUCCCCUACAUUUCGCGCUACUAUCCGGAGCUGGCCGAGCAUGGAGCCUACUCGGAGAGCGAGACGUACACGGAGCUGGAUGUGCGCGAGGUGGCCGAGUUCGCCAAGAUCUAUGGCGUCCAGGUCAUCACCGAGAUCGAUGCGCCGGCCCAUGCGGGCAACGGCUGGGAUUGGGGGCCCAAGCGCGGCAUGGGCGAGCUGGCCAUGUGCAUCAACCAGCAGCCCUGGAGCUUCUACUGCGGCGAGCCGCCCUGCGGCCAGCUGAAUCCGAAGAACAACCACACCUACCUCAUUCUGCAGCGCCUCUACGAGGAGCUGCUGCAACACACGGGCCCCACGGACUUCUUCCACCUGGGAGGCGACGAGGUGAAUCUAGACUGCUGGGCGCAGUACUUCAACGACACGGAUCUGCGCGGCCUGUGGUGCGAUUUUAUGCUGCAGGCGAUGGCCAGACUUAAGCUGGCCAACAAUGGCGUGGCGCCCAAGUACGUGGCCGUCUGGUCGAGCGCCCUCACCAACACCAAGUGUCUUCCAAACAGUCAAUUCGCCGUGCAGGUUUGGGGUGGCAGCACCUGGCAGGAGAACUACGAUCUCCUGGACAACGGCUACAACGUGAUCUUCUCGCACGUGGACGCCUGGUAUCUGGACUGCGGCUUCGGCAGUUGGCGGGCCACCGGGGACGCGGCCUGCGCCCCGUACCGCACCUGGCAGAACGUCUACAAGCACCGGCCGUGGGAGCGGAUGCGCUUGGACAAGAAGCGCAGGAAGCAGGUGCUGGGUGGUGAGGUGUGCAUGUGGACCGAGCAGGUGGACGAGAACCAGCUGGACAAUCGGCUGUGGCCGCGUUCAGCCGCGCUGGCCGAGCGGCUUUGGAGCGAUCCCAGCGAUGAUCACGACAUGGACAUAGUGCCGCCAGAUGUGUUCCGCAGGAUCUCGCUGUUCCGGAAUCGCCUCGUCGAGCUGGGAAUCCGGGCCGAAGCCCUGUUUCCCAAAUACUGUGCCCAGAAUCCGGGGGAAUGCAUUUGAUAUUACCUCUAAGAAGUAAAAGUAACCUCCUAUGAUCCCAACCCGCGACCCCUCCCGUUAGUUAGUUGAUAGUCUAAUUGUUAUUUUAUACGGAUACCUAGGCUUCGUUUUGCAGGGAAGCAGACGACUGUUUAAAAUGGUUUCUGGCAUAAACCAUGACUCGAAUUUCGUUAUUAUAGAAGAAGCAUAAACAUAAACACACACCCAUUACUAGUACAAUCCAUUUCGAAUUAUAGCGCACAUAAGCAUUGCAGUUGCAACAGAACAGGAUGGUGGAUGGUGGGAUGUGGCCAGAAAUGACCUGGUAGGGAAUCAAGUUGAGGUUGACAUGCAGGUGACGUUGAACAUUAGAGUUCAUAGACUUAGUUGUAGAUUUCAUACGCAUCAAUUCACAUACACAGACAUAGGCCUAUGAUAUAUAUACACAUUAAUAAGUAGCCUUAGAUGAUAAAUCACGAUUGAAAAAUUACAACUUUUUGAUAUUUUUAAAAGCUUUAUUCGCAGAAUAUUAAUUAUUAAGUUUAAGGUGACAUUAAAUGAUCUUUUACUUUUCUUUAACUUUUCUAUUCAUUUCAUUUCGUUUAGUUUCCUUUUAAUUUCGCGUUGCCUUAAGUUAAAAUACGUUAAAUUACAUUUUCAGUGAUAUAAACAAUGUGACCUUAAGAAUCAGAAAGAAAAACAGAAACUGCUUAAUGAGUAAAACUUAGAAUUAACAUUAACAAUAAAUCGUUACGAACAAUUUUUGCACGCAUUGGCACACUCGACUAGUUAAUUAGUAGCUAAUUCAGAAUGUACACUAAAAAAAGGGGGGGGGGAAAUUAAUGGGGUAUUCACAGUUUUGUUUUGUUUAAUAUUUGGAAUGAUUGAUAAGAUCCUUGUGUAAGCAACUUGUUUUCGUACUUAAGAUUUUGCAACAAAAUAUCAGAAAACGUAAAACCUGAAUCCUGAACCUACAUUAGUUUAACCAUUUCUGCUGUAACUCCAAGUCACUCUCGAAAAUAAACUACAAGUCCAGUCUAAA